GAGGAUCUCCGCGGCUUGGGGAGAAAGGAAACAAGGGCUACUGGGUGCACUUUGUCUUUAACAGGCUCCGGGCCAAAAAUCCGCGCUUGCAGGCUCGCAGGCAGCGGCGGCGUAACAAUAUCCCCACGUGACUGCCAUGAAAGCCUCUGUUCCAACCAGCCAGGCACCGAGGGAGGAAAAGAAACUUACAAGAGGUCGGAGAAGAGGCGCCGCUCGUCAUUUACGCACUAGAGAGAGAAGCCAAACCUCGGGGAUGUGAUACGAAAUUGGCCAGAAAGGGCUGGAAAAGACGGAUUUGGCCACGCUUCUGCCCUUCCCUCUUUUCUCUCCACUUCUCCGCGGUUUUGCUUCGCUCUCCUGUCACUCUUAACUACUUCUUCCUCCUUCCUUCGAAUGCUCCCUUUCCCUCGCCGCCUCUUCCUUACUUUUGGAUGACUUUCUCCCCCACACAACCCCAUCUCCCUCCCUUCUUCUCCCCGGCUGCAACUGCGCCCCGAUCUCCAAGGUAACGCCUCUCGCAGCAACAUGCCGGAGCAGAUCAGCGUCUCCGAGUUCGUGGCUGUGACUUCGGAGGAUCUCAGCUCGCCGGCGGCUUCGAGCUUCGCCUCCAAAUUGCAGAAGUGCCGGGGGGCCGUGGUGGCGCUGGAAGAGAGCCUGGAUGGAGACCAAGCCAUUCUCCAGCGGAUCAGGAAAUAUGUGAAAGCUAUUCAUGUUUCUGGGCUCACGCAUGUGGAGAACGAGGAGCAGUACAGCGAAACUCUGGAGAACUUUGGCAACAACCACCUUUCACAGAACAAUCAUGAGCUUUCUACGGGAUUCUUGAAUCUGGCUGUCUUCACCAGGGAAGUGACAGCACUUUUCAAAAACCUGGUGCAGAAUCUGAACAAUAUCGUCUCCUUCCCUCUGGACAGCUUGCUGAAAGGGCAGCUUAAAGAUAGCCGGCUGGAUUCCAAGAAGCAGAUUGAAAAGGCCUGGAAGGAUUAUGAGACCAAAGUAGCAAAGAUGGAAAAGGAGAAGGAGCGAGCCAAGAUAUCUGGAGUCAUUCAGACCGAACCAUCGGCUGCAGAAAUCGCCGAGGACCUGCAGAAGGAGCGCCGCACUUUCCAGCUUCAGAUGUGUGAGUAUCUUCUGAAAGCCAAUGAAAGCCAAAUGAAGCAAGGACCAGAUUUUCUGCAGAGCCUUAUCAAGUUCUAUCAUGCACAGCACAAUUUCUUCCAAGAUGGCUGGAAGGCAUCUCAGAACCUGUACCCAUUCAUUGAGAAGCUAGCAACGUCUUUACAUGCACUUCAUCAGGUGAAGGAAGAAGAGGUCAAGCAGCUCACUCGCAUCCGUGACUCCCUCCGAGGCAUCCUGCAGCUAGAGAACAAAGGGGAAAACCUCAGCAGGAAGAACUCCGGCAGUGGCUACAGCAUCCACCAGCACCAAGGGAACAAGCAAUAUGGGACCGAGAAAUCGGGCUUUCUGCACAAGAAAAGUGAUGGGAUUCGGAAAGUGUGGCAGAAGAGGAAGUGUGGCGUGAAGUACGGAUGCCUCACUAUUUCGCACAGCACGAUAAAUCGGCCUCCCGUCAAGUUAAAUCUGUUGACUUGCCAAGUGAGGCCUCAUCCAGAGGAUAAAAAGUCCUUUGACCUUGUGACACAUAACAGGACUUACCACUUCCAAGCAGAGGAUGAGCAUGAAUGUAUUGUGUGGGUGUCGGUGCUCCAGAACAGCAAGGACGAAGCACUCAGCAACGCUUUCAAGGGGGACCCAGGGGGGUGCGUGUCUUCGGCUGGCAGCAUGGCAGAUGGGGGGCUGCAGGAGCUCACCAAACUCAUCAUUGGCGAGGUGAAGAACAUGCCAGGCAACAAGCAAUGCUGUGACUGUGGAGCCCCAGAUCCCACGUGGCUCUCCACUAACCUUGGCAUUCUGACAUGCAUCGAGUGUUCAGGGAUCCACCGUGAGUUGGGGGUGCACUACUCCCGAAUCCAGUCUUUGACCCUGGAUGUGCUCAGCACUUCUGAACUGCUGCUAGCAGUCAGCAUUGGCAAUGCCAAGUUUAAUGAAGUCAUGGAGGCCACUUUGCCAGUCCCCGUUAGCCCGAAACCCUCCUCAAGCAGCGAUAUGAAUGCCCGGAAGGAAUUCAUCAUGGCCAAGUACAUGGAGCGCAAGUACGUUCACAAAGCGGCCAGGGAUGAGCCUUGCCGCCUCUGGGAAGCAAUCCGGAGCAGGGAUCUCCUGGCUCUGCUUCAGGCCUUUGCAGAGGGCCACGACCUGUCCAAACCUCUAGCCAGCCCCGAAGGCCAGGAACCAGGUGAGCGGGCUUUGCAUCUGGCUGUGCGCUAUGCCAACAAGACCUCGCUCCCGCUGGUUGACUUCAUUAUUCAGAACGGGGGAAAUCUGGACCGGCCCACUCCAGAUGGGAGCACAGCCCUGCAUUAUGGGGCCCAGUAUAAUCAGCCCAACUGCAUCAAGCUCCUGCUGAAGGGGAAAGCAUCUACAAACGCAGUAAAUGCAGCUGGCGAAACACCUCUGGAUGUGGCGAGGAGGUACAAGCAUGCCGAGUGUGAAGACUUGCUUGAGCAAGCGCAGGCGGGGAAAUUGGCUCCCCAGAUACACUUGGACUACGACUGGGAAACCCCUCAGGAGUUUUCUUACGACAGUGAAGAUGAGCUGGAUGAGAAGGUGAGCCCACUGCAGCGGUCUUUUGGGUCUUCAUCGUCUCCGACCACAGGCCAGCCUGCCCUCUUCCCUCCAAACAGGUGGAGUUGCACAGGUAUAGACAUCAGCAACAAGACCUACGAGACCAUCCUGGUCCCCUCACGGCCUGGCCUGCGAAGCUCAAAGAGCGAGGAGACCCCUCCACCACUGCCAGUCAAAAAUCCCACCAGAGGGAGUUCCAAGACAAAACCAGGGCAGAGUGUUUUGGACACCUCAGAGUCCUUGCCUCAGUCGCCAGAUGUCCCUGAGGGGAGACACUUGUCCACUUCCAGCGUUCCUGGAGUGCCAGAUGGUGGCACUUCCCGGCAGCCGUCGAGCUUCCGCAAUUCUGCGGAAGUCAAAGGCACAGCCUACUGGGAAACCUGCUCCGAAAUGGAAAGUGGACCCCUGCGCAGAAGAUCGGACCCCAGUCAGGCGACAGUGCUACAGCCUUCUCCUGGGACCUCUCCAGAACAAGGACAGGCCAACCCAGUCAAGUUCAGCUCUGAGAGCACCCGAUCCUAUCGGCGGAUCAGUAGUGGCUCGGUGGGCAAGUUGCCUGGCACCCCACUUUCCCCUCAGAGCUCUGGUUGCCCAGAAGAACUGCCUUCCUGCAAGUCUCCGAUGCUGGCUCAGACGCCUCCCCCCGUGCCGAUGCCAAGAAGGUUUGCUCCGGCUAAGGGACGGCCGAAGAGAGUCAUGGCCUUGGUUGACUGCAAGGGGGACAAGGCUCGGGAGCUGACUUUCUCCAAGGGUGAAGUGAUUGUGGUGACGCGGGAAGAGGAUGAUCAAAGUUGGAUCGGUUUCAUUGAAGGCGAUGGCACAAGAACAGGAGUUUUCCCCUCCAGCUUUGUCCACCCAUUGCAAGACUGAUGGGACCAUUUUGUUCACGCUCGAGCUGCAGAGAUGAGUCUGCCUUGAGCUGCUUUGCAGACCUAAGGCGGACUCGCCCCAUCUCCUUUGAGCCUGCUCUUCUCCAUAGGAUGUCAUCUGCGUAAUCACUUCCUUGAUCAUAUCCUUGGGAAGAAGCCACUAGCUUCGGCUCGGCUACUGUUUUCAUUGCUGUUGUUAAGCAGGACCAGAAGAAAGGACGGGAGCUCUGCCGAUGUUGCUUGGUUGACUUUUUCUGGCUUCUUUUUGCGGCCUCAUGCAACUGAUGUAUCUUCUCGUUGGCUGUGGAGGCUCCAUCUCCAAGUCAUCUCUGCCUCCGUUUGAUUUUCUCGCUCGAGACCAAAUGUACACUUGAGUGGGAUUCAGACUCCUAGUGCAGUGUUUGGUUUUGUAGCAAUCUCGGCUUCUGUUACGACAGUCACGAGGGAUGAGCCCUGCUUCCAAGAGAAAUCUGAAAACAUGCAGCAAAUGCAUAUAUGCUGGAGACUUGGAAAAACCAAGCCAUGCCUUGGGCAGGGCUUCAUACAGGGCAAAGCUGCUGCACACCCCGCCCCAGCCCCAUGAGGAUUCACGUCACCCUUCCCCCAGUGGAGGUCAAAUACCCUACCCUCAUGGAUCCAUUUCUGCAUCUCUUCAUCCAGUGCAGAGUAUCUUCACAUCUGCUGUGUGCAGAGGGUUCUGGGAGCCUUGGUUGGUCCCAACUGGCCUAGUCAGUUGAGAGUGCCCUUUAGGGGAAGGGCUGCAGCUCAGUGGUAGAGCAUCUGCUUUUCAUGCGUAAAGUCCCAGGUUCAAUUCCCGACGGCAUCUCCAGGAGGGGAUGAAGGCAGCCCCUGCCCAAAGCCCUGGAGCGCUGCUGCCAAUCAGUGUCAACAGUGCUGAGCAAGAUGGGCCAAUGGUCUGACUUUGCAUAAAGCAGGUUCCUAUGUGGCCAUAUCUGUUAGGCACCAGGUGUGCACUGCUGGAGAAGUUGGAUAAUGGUGUGCAAACUCCAGGGCUUGCCUCCGCUGUUCAGCAAAGUUGAGCAAAGAUGCUUUGGGCGACAGAAUUUGGGCACCUUUCAGGGGCUGCAUUCUGCCAGGACAGCCACAGCUUUUCCAUGUCCCAUGGAAGUCACUGCCUUCCAAAUGAAGAAGAUUGAUGAAGGGCAGAACUCAUGUCUGAUAAAGCAAAGCUUUUCAAAGCGUUGGGCGCUAGUGGGAAGUGAGGCCAUUUGUAGCUCUUCUUCAGGCUGCAAAAUGUCUUGGGGCCUCUAUUGACCAGCCUAUCUGCCAUUAUCACUCACAGAAUUACAGAAUCAUAGAAUGUUUUAAGUCAGAAGGUACCUUAGAAGUCCAACCUCCUGCACACUGCAGGAAUCUUGCAACUGCAGCAUCCCUGGCAAAAGCUGGUUGCACCUCUGCUUAAAUACCUUCAGCAAAGGAAAGACCACCACCUCAUGAGGCCAUUUGUGCCUCUGUCGAACAGUUCUAGCAAUUAGAACAUGCCUCCUAUUAGCCAAAAUCUGUUUCCUUGUGACUUCCACUCUUUGGCUCUACUCUUGGAGUAACAGAGAACAAAUUGAUUUUCUACAUUAUGGAGCUCCUGAUAACUUCCUGUGGAAUCUGUGAGUUCUGUAGAGUAAUGUUUUGAAACCACUGCUACUCGUACUUCGGAAGCUUUUCAGGCUGAAUCCAAACUUGUUGUUGUUUGGAUUUGGGCACCAGCCACCACUGGGAAGGCAGGGAGGCCAACAGUGGGCAGACCCAGAGCCAAGGACAGAUGCAGAUAAGUAAUUCUAGUUUUCUCCCUGUCCUGUUCCCUGCUGAGUUGUACAGGGGCUAUGGAGGAGGCUGGGAGCCAGGACUGGUUGUCAUUAAGUAGACAGGCCAGUGUGGGCUGGCUGAGAGCAGAUUGAGGUUGGUAGGGCAGUGCGUCAUAAGAUCCAGCCCAAUAUUUUUAGAGCAGCUCAGCCAGUUUAGAAAGUGCCCCUGUCCCCUUUUUUAUCCUCUCCUGCCAAGCUGUGAGAAAAUCAAGUCUGCAAGUCUCCAGCCUGGUUAAAUUUUGAACAAAAAGGAAAGCAGCUGUGGGAGUUGCCAAAUUGGCAAUUCUCCCCGACAAUGAAAUCCCUCCCCAAAUCCCACAAUUAGGUUUGCAACUGUUUUUAAAAUGUUACUU
Molecule: messenger RNA, 5724 nt
Organism: Lacerta agilis (Sand lizard)
Lineage: Eukaryota; Metazoa; Chordata; Lepidosauria; Squamata; Lacertidae
Gene: ASAP3
Product: ArfGAP with SH3 domain, ankyrin repeat and PH domain 3
Exons: 27
Coding region: 526-3552 (1008 amino acids)
Biological process (GO): cell migration; positive regulation of GTPase activity
Cellular component (GO): cytoplasm; focal adhesion
Molecular function (GO): GTPase activator activity; protein binding
Source: RefSeq, a predicted model, not a curated record